GCAUGGGCCACUGCACUCUGCAAAAAGUUCUAUUUUUAAUUGUUUUUGUGACAUUAAACAGUUUGGUUUUGCCUACUGUUUAUCACAUCUCUCUGCACAGAGGCCAAGUUCCUAGUGGACAAGAAUCUGUCAUGGUCUACUGUUUCCUAGACAAGGCCUCCGAUGGAUGGGAGUGGUGAUUGCUCAGCGCCAGGUGCUUCACAGCGAGACCAAAGUGCUCGCCCAAAGUGUCCUGGGCCAGCAGAGACCAAGAGCCGCUGCCGCAGUCGCAGCCACGCCGCAGCUGGGCCUGGCCGGAGGACCAUGGGCGCCUCGGCCUCCAAGGGCCGGGCCGCCCGGGUUCCCGCGCCGCAGUCGCAGCCCGCAGAGGGGCUGGAUCUGAGCCGGCUGCCGCCCGAGCUCCUCCUGACUGUGCUGAGCCACGUGCCCCCGCGCGUGCUGCUCCGACGCUGCCGUCUCGUGUGCCGUGGCUGGCGGGCCCUGGUGGACGGCCAGGCCCUGUGGCUGCUGAUCUUGGCCCAGGACCACAGCGCCACCGGCCGCGCCCUGCUGUCGCUCGUCCGCAGUUGCCUGCCCCCCGCCGGCGACACCAAGCCCUGCCCUCUCGGCCGCUUCUGCGAGCGCAGACCCAUUGGACGAAACCUCAUCUGCAACCCCUGCGGACAGGAAGGCCUUCGGAAGUGGAUGGUGCAGCACGGUGGAGAUGGCUGGGUGGUGGAAAACAACAUGACAACCGUGCCUGGGGCCCCUUCGCAGACCUGCUUUGUAGCCUCCUUCAGUUGGUGUCGGAAGAAGCAGGUCUUGGAUCUGGAGGAGGAGGGCCUAUGGCCAGAACUGCUGGACAGUGGCAAGAUUGAAAUCCAUGUCUCAGACUGGUGGGGAGCCCGACAUGACAGUGGCUGUAGGUAUCGACUGCUUGUCCAACUUCUAGAUGCCGGCCAGACUGUCCUAGAUAAAUUCUCUGCUGUGCCUGAUCCCAUUGAACAAUGGAACAACAAUGUCUGCUUUCAGGUCACCCACGUCUUCUCCAACAUCAAGAUGGGUGUCCGUUUUGUGUCUUUUGAACACUGGGGCCAGGACACACAGUUCUGGGCUGGCCACUAUGGAGCCCGAGUGACCAAUUCUAGUGUGAUUGUGCAAGUCAGCCAGCCCUAGUCAGGGGCACUCUUCUUGCAAGCCAGCCUGACUGUGCCUUCUCGGAGCUGGAGCCAUUGGCUGGGACCCCUCACUGACCAAGUGUUUAUGCCUCACUGGCACACUGGGAACAGUGUUCGGGCUCUGGAAACUACUGAAGGAAGGGGCUUCCAUUGGAUCUACCUGCUGCUACCGCUGCUGCUGCUGCUUUACUGGGGGGCAGUGCUCCACUUAGCCAAGAUUCCACCCACUCCUCGGUGUGAGUGGGACAUGCUGGUCCUGGAGAAGGAGUCUUACCCUCUCCUCCCUCCGUUCAACCCAAGCCUCUCUGCCCUAACCCCUCAGUUGGCCUUGUCUCCACCAGUUUCUGCUUCAGGAACUUUCCUGGUCCCUUCAGGGAAGUCUCCACUCACCUCUAAACUUAGAUCUCAUCCUUACAGCUACCAAGUUCUAGCUACCCUACGUAACGAGCUCCAUCAUCUGGGGCUCCCUAGCCGUCCUAGCUAGAACCUUGUCUUAAAGCUGAAGAUAACUGGGUCACAAAAGAAACAAAGAUGUGGAGAUGAAUCUGCCCCCAAGGACUGCUCUGAAAAAUGAGGCCAAGCCCUGAUCCCCAAGAACCUCUGUAAUUGCACGAUAUUUAAAAAUAUUUUUUCAUUUUGACUUUUUUUCAGAGAAUAUCAGUAUCAUGUGUCUAACUACUGAUCGUAUGUAAUAAAGUUAUUAUUUUGCCAAAA
This is a messenger RNA of Cavia porcellus (domestic guinea pig), 1871 nucleotides long. RefSeq names its product F-box protein 27 (gene Fbxo27). Gene Ontology annotation, cellular component: SCF ubiquitin ligase complex; cytoplasm. Gene Ontology annotation, molecular function: protein binding; ubiquitin protein ligase activity. The transcript is spliced from 7 exons. The record is from RefSeq and is a predicted model, not a curated record. Bases 163 to 1155 code for a protein of 330 amino acids. NCBI's taxonomy places the organism in Eukaryota, Metazoa, Chordata, Mammalia, Rodentia, Caviidae. Gene Ontology annotation, biological process: glycoprotein catabolic process; SCF-dependent proteasomal ubiquitin-dependent protein catabolic process.